AUGGUUCAAUUUUCAGAAGAGACUAAGGAGCGCAUCUCCAAGGUUAUCGAUAUCUCAAGGGUCGCCAUUCAUUACGGGUAUUUGCCCUUGAUUGUUUAUCUCGGCUACACCUAUAGCGAACCAAAACCAUCUUUAUUCAAGUAUUUUCAAUUACUUUCUACGUUGAAAACCAGAGCUGAUGUCAUGGAUAGGUUAUUCUCGCCGCUCGCAUAA
Aspergillus alliaceus is the source of this 213-nucleotide messenger RNA. Its product is annotated as mitochondrial import receptor subunit TOM7. The record is from RefSeq and is a predicted model, not a curated record. NCBI's taxonomy places the organism in Eukaryota, Fungi, Ascomycota, Eurotiomycetes, Eurotiales, Aspergillaceae. Bases 1 to 213 code for a protein of 70 amino acids. Gene Ontology annotation, biological process: protein import into mitochondrial matrix; protein insertion into mitochondrial outer membrane. Gene Ontology annotation, cellular component: mitochondrial outer membrane; mitochondrial outer membrane translocase complex. The transcript is spliced from 4 exons.